AAUGUGUGGCUUUCCUUGCAGCGGAAAAAGUCGCCGAGCUCGGGAAUUACGAGAUUACUUCAGCGAAAAUACAGAUAAGCAAGUUGACAUAAUUGGAGAUGAAAUGCAUGGCAUUGAUAAGAACUCGGUGUAUGCAGGGCUGGAGCUGAAAUCUGCAGGACUGCGGCUCUCUAGGACCGAACUUGCCCACCCCGAUCUAGAAUGACCAACAGUUAUGACUGUAGCUGCUGCAUUCUGGACUACUGUAGCUUGUUUAUGCACCUACUGGAACAUCCAGACAUUCAUAAGAAUUAGAUAUUUUGCCUGGAGAGAGGAACAAGUUGUACUGUUUACAAACCCAUGAAGUCCAAUUAAAGGACAAGGACAUACUGUAAAUGAGAGAUAGUCUGUUUACAAUGCUCACAAAUAGAGACUCUCAGAGGGAGAAACAUUUGAGAGGUGCUUUGCGGUCUGAAGUUGAAAGGAAAAUCAACAAAGAUCAUAUCGUAAUUCUGGAUUCCUUGAAUUACAUUAAAGGUUACAGAUAUGAACUCUUUUGUCUCAUCAAACAUGUGCAGACACCACACUGUUUGGUCUACUGUUUGACAACUGCUUCAUUGAGCUCAGACUGGAACAAGGAAAGAGAAGAUGAUUAUCCAUAUUCCCAGGAAAUUCUGGAUGCUCUAAUUCUGAGAUUUGAAGCCCCUGAUUCAAGAAAUAGAUGGGAUAGUCCUCUUUUUACUAUUCAGAAAGAGGAAAGACUUCCAUUUGAAACUAUCUCUGAUGCCAUUUUGAAAAGGAAAGUUCCACCACCUAACCAGUCUACACAAAGUCAACCACUAUCAUCUUCCAACUUUUUAUUCGAGCUGGACAGAGUUACUCAAGAUGUCAUAAUGGCUGUUCUUGAGUCACAGAAGACUAGAAUUCCUGGGGAUGCCAUUGCAGUUCCAGGAACUACAGAAAAAAUCGAUGUAACAAGAAGCCUUAACAUAGCUGAACUGGGGAAACUUCGGCGACAGUUCAUCAGUUACACCAAGAUGCACCCAACAGAGAACAUUGGACAGAUAGCCAAUAUGUUUGUGCAGUACCUUAAUAAGAGCAUGCACUGAAAAUUGCCAGUAAAUUUAACAGCACCUGUUUUUUUCUUUAAUGUUUUGAGUUUUAAUUAUUCAUUGUUUUGUUUAACAUGAUUUAGAAUCAUAGAAUUUAAUAAGAUAUUUCAGAGAACUUUGACUUAAAAAUAAAUGUGUAUUUUAUUUGAUUGUUACAUAGUGUUAAUGUUCCAGCUGUCUGCUAUAUACUUGUGUAAAUAUUUGUGUCCUAUACAUUAAUAUGUGAGCACAAUAGAGCAAUAUGUUAAUGUAUCAUUUUGCUUAACUGUACUUGUUCAUUCAAGGUCAGUCAGGUGUAUUGGGACAUUAAUCAUUUUUCUCAGAUUGCUUUUCAAAAUAAAGUUUCUAUGUAUAGUAA
Messenger RNA from Hemibagrus wyckioides, 1449 nucleotides. RefSeq names its product KTI12 chromatin associated homolog (gene kti12). The record is from RefSeq and is a predicted model, not a curated record. The transcript is spliced from 12 exons. Bases 375 to 1088 code for a protein of 237 amino acids. Lineage: Eukaryota; Metazoa; Chordata; Actinopteri; Siluriformes; Bagridae.